Messenger RNA from Asparagus officinalis (garden asparagus), 3477 nucleotides. RefSeq names its product histidine kinase 5. NCBI's taxonomy places the organism in Eukaryota, Viridiplantae, Streptophyta, Magnoliopsida, Asparagales, Asparagaceae. The record is from RefSeq and is a predicted model, not a curated record. The transcript has 13 exons. Gene Ontology annotation, biological process: phosphorelay signal transduction system; protein autophosphorylation. The coding region runs from base 339 to 3293 and encodes 984 amino acids. Gene Ontology annotation, molecular function: histidine phosphotransfer kinase activity; phosphorelay sensor kinase activity.
AUUCAGUUCCUUCACAUGGGGCGUCGUCGUCCCCCUACUUCAAUGCUGGGAUCUCUCCUUCCUCCCCUUGACUUCGAUCUUUGGAAGCAAAAAGAUCCCUUAGAAGAUCGAAAGAAGAAAUUUUUGAGGAUUAUUUAGCAAAUUGCCACUCUUGGGGGAUUCAGGUUUCCUACGAGCCAGUGAUUCUGAAUUGAAAGCCUAUUUAUUGGUUUUAAAGGGGCAAUUGGAUUUUCGACUGGUGACGCUAUUUACACAAGUCCCCAACUUUUCUGCUCCAAGUUUCACUCUGGGUUGACACUCUGAUGCCUUCUUGAAGUGACAAGUUAGCUACAUAAAAAAUGGGAGGAGAGUUUCUUGGAGACUUAGACAUGGAAGAAGUAUUGCCUUCCAUGUGGCCCGAUGAUCUUGCAAAUGAAGAUAGAAAGCAGUUCAACAUAGAUAAGCCCGGGUUUGAGAAAGAUAUGCUCGAAAAUGUUACAAUAACCGAAGAUCCAACUAUUGUAGAUUUCAAGCGUCUUGUGGAGUUAACCAACUAUAGUGAGAAGGGUUCCUCUCAAUUGGCUUACCUUGUGAAGAACUGGGAGUAUAAGCAGGCCAAUGCUGUCCGCCUUCUUAAUGAGGAACUCAACAUUCUAAGCAAACAGAGACAAGAAGUUGAACGAAAAAAGUUAGAUAUUAUCGAGGAGCAUCGGUUUGUCGAAGAGAAGUAUGAUGAAAAGCACCCCGUGUCCAUAUUGGAUGAAGUGUAUGAUAUUUGGGAUUCGCCUCCAAAGAGAAGGAAUGAUGUUCUUACUUAUAAUCAAAACAUCGAUAUUGAUGCAGAGUUUGAUACUAUCAAGUACUGGAAACAGCGAGCCAUGCAAUUGGAUAAUAUGCUAGAGGCAAGCAUCCAGCGGGAGCAAACUCUCAUCCAUAAGUUGGAGGAUAGUAUUAAGACUCUUGAAAAACAGUCAUCACCAGUAGAAGAACUGUCUGAUAUUUUAAAAAGAGCUGAUAACUUCUUACAUUUCGUUCUUCAGAAUGCACCAGUCGUUAUUGGUCAUCAGGAUAAAGAUCUGCGGUAUCGUUUCAUCUAUAAUCCUUUUCCAAGCCUGGGAGAGGAGGAAAUUAUAGGUAAAACUGAUACUGAGAUAUUUUCUGGAGCCGGUGUAAAAGAAAACCAGGAAUUCAAGAGAGAGGUCAUGGAGCGAGGUCGGCCUGCUAAGAGGGAGAUAACAUUUGAGACUGAAUUAUUUGGAUCAAAGACCUUUUUGAUAUAUGUUGAACCGGUAUUCAACAAGGCAGGAGAUACCAUAGGCGUGAAUUAUAUGGGAAUGGAAAUAACUGAUCAGGUGAUAAAAAGGGAAAAGAUGGCUAAGGUUCGGGAAGAGAUGGCUGUCCAAAAAGCUAAAGAAACAGAGUUAAAUAAAACGAUUCACAUAACAGAGGAAACAAUGAGAGCUAAGCAAAUGCUGGCAACCAUGUCUCAUGAGAUUAGAUCUCCUCUUACUGGGGUUGUUAGUAUGGCUGAGAUUCUAGCAAACACUAAAAUGGAUAAAGAACAACACCAACUACUGGAUGUUAUGAUAUCAUCCGGAGAUUUGGUUCUACAACUCAUCAAUGACAUACUCGACCUUUCCAAGGUUGAGUCCGGAGUUAUGAAGUUGGAAUCAACAAAAUUUCGACCAAGAGAGGUAGUAAAACAUGUACUUCAGACCUUUGCUGCAUCUUUGAAGAAAGAACUUACAUUGGAAGGACAUGUAGCUGAAAAUGUUCCAGUAGAAGUAAUCGGAGAUGUGCUAAGAAUUCGGCAAAUUCUAACCAACUUAAUCAGCAAUGCGAUCAAAUUUACGCACAAAGGGAAAGUCGGUAUAAAACUUCAUGUGGUAUCAGAACAAUAUCCGCAAGUUCUUUCAGGUGGAAAUGCUUCUUAUCAGUCACAAAGAGUUAUAGAAGAGAACUCUUCAGAAGAUCAAAUUUGUGACAACAUGGAAACUUCAAGUUCUCCAAGAUGUAAUGGGGAACUUGAAGAAACCUCAGAUGAAGAUUCUGAAAAGAAAGCCCGCCCACACGAAACGAGAGUAUGGCUUCGAUGUGAUGUUUAUGACACUGGAAUUGGAAUACCAGAAAAGGCACUGCCUUCAUUAUUUAAGAAAUAUAUGCAAGCCAGUGCAGAUCACGCGCGAAAAUAUGGUGGAACUGGGCUUGGCCUCGCUAUAUGCAAACAACUGGUGGAGUUGAUGGGUGGUUGUCUUACUGUGAGCAGCAAACAACACUGUGGGUCAACGUUCACAUUUGUGUUGCCUUAUAAGAUUCCAUCAAAAAGGGAGCAUUCUGAAGACACCGAUGAAGAUUCCUCUGCUUCUAGUGAUGAAGAUAUUAGUGUUGAGGAACUUAAUGGAACAUUUCUCUUUAAACCGCAUACUUUGGGUACAUUUACUUCUGAUGGAUCUAUGAAUCGAAAGACAAAAAUGUUAUGUCGUAGUUCAUUGAAGCCUUUCAGUAGUAUUAGUGGCCUUUCAGAAGAGUCUGAUUCAUUUUCUUCAAAUAGUUGUUUUCCGAGGGAGACAGCUUCAGCUGAUGACUUUUCCCCAGUUUCUAAUGGGAAAAACACAUGCAAUGAUCAUGAUACCCACCGUACUAAUACUAUGAAGAGAAGAGAAGAAACCCUAGCAAGUAACGGUUUCCAUAUGGAUUCAAGUACAAGUCCGCAUAGUGGGAGUUCUGAGGAAUGUGCAACGAGAUGCUCAGAGGAAGCUAAUACAUCUUGUAGUAGCAUCCAUAGAUAUGAAAAAGGUCCAAACUUUCCAAGCUUAACAAAUGGAAGUUGUCAAGAGAAUACAAUUCGCUUGAAGCCGAAAAUUCUUCUUGUAGAAGAUAACAAAAUCAACAUAAUGGUAGCUCAAUCAAUGAUGAAGCAGUUGGGGCAUAGCAUAGAUGUUGCAAAUAAUGGGUUGGAGGCAAUUCGUGCAGUUCAACGUUCUCAGUAUGAUAUUAUUCUAAUGGAUGUUUACAUGCCGGUGAUGGAUGGCCUUCAAGCCACAAGAUUUAUACGUUCUUAUGAGCAACAUGGCUACUGGGAUGCUUCCAUAGGAGAGAAUGGCGUUUGUCAUGCUGCGACUUGCUCAGAUUCUAAGCAAAGGGCUCUAGAUGAAGGGCACCACAGUAAGAGGAUACCUAUAAUUGCUAUGACAGCAAACUCUCUAUCAGAGAGUGCAGAAGAUUGUCUCGCUAAUGGAAUGGACUCAUUUGUAUCUAAACCUGUAACCUUCCAAAAAUUGAAACAGUGUCUAGAACAAUAUUUGCCUCGAUGAAUCAUUGUAAAUUACUUUCAUCUGUAAAAUAUAGAGGAAAUGUAGUCAAAGAAAUUUUGUAAUUAAUGUAUCAUAGCUUUACUAGUUAAUCGAGGCCAUGUAUACACUUUGCUCCUCCGUCACUAGCAAGUUCAUGUAUGUUGUGUAAUAAUAAUAGUUCCUUUUUGACUCAAAUGUGAAAUUC